Amaranthus tricolor (Joseph's coat) is the source of this 1720-nucleotide messenger RNA. RefSeq names its product protein DETOXIFICATION 34-like. Gene Ontology annotation, molecular function: antiporter activity; xenobiotic transmembrane transporter activity. Gene Ontology annotation, biological process: xenobiotic detoxification by transmembrane export across the plasma membrane. The record is from RefSeq and is a predicted model, not a curated record. The coding region runs from base 116 to 1720 and encodes 534 amino acids. Lineage: Eukaryota; Viridiplantae; Streptophyta; Magnoliopsida; Caryophyllales; Amaranthaceae. Gene Ontology annotation, cellular component: membrane. The transcript has 7 exons.
UUUCAAUCAAAAUUUGUAAUACAAAAAGAUAGCAAAAAUAGCUAAGGAAAUAGAAUUUGGUGAAAAAAAUGCAUGGAAGAAAGGAAUUGGCAAUGUACAUGCCUUUCCUUCUUCCAUGCAAGAGGUGGAUAAUGAUGAAAUGGAGACACCCAUGAUGGGUGGUGGGCCCAUGACGGAGCUCCACCCUGCACAGUCUGCGGUGCUCAUGACCGCGGAGGAGGAGGAGGUGGAAGACGAGGAGGAAGAGGGUGGAGGAGAUUACCCUCCUAUAAAUAGUUUUGAAGAUGUUAAGUAUAUAUGGUGGGAAGAGUCUUAUAAAUUAUGGGUUAUUGCAGGACCAAUUGCCUUUAAUAUACUUAGUAAUUAUGGUAUUAAUUCUUUUACUAAUAUAUUUGUUGGACACAUUGGAGAUGUCGAGCUCUCUGCUGUGGCUGUUGCUCUUUCUGUUUUUGGAAGUUUUGUUUUUGGUUUCAUGUUAGGCAUGGGAAGUGCAUUAGAGACGUUAUGUGGGCAAGCCUAUGGAGCAGGACAAAUACAGAUGCUAGGAGUAUACAUGCAAAGAUCAUGGCUAAUCUUGCUUGGUGCUUGUUUCGCACUUUUACCACUCUACUUAUAUGCUACUCCGAUCCUCAGGCUCCUCGGUCAGGAGCCUGAUAUAGCGGAGUUAGCAGGGAAGUUCACCAUACAAUGUAUCCCUCAAAUGUUUUCACUUGCCAUAAAUUUUCCGACCCAAAAAUUCUUACAAGCGCAAAGCAAUGUAGCAAUCAUGGCCUAUGCCGGUCUCAUGGCCUUGAUCGCUCAUGUCGUAAUGCUUUAUUUUUUCAUUGAGGUGUUCGGAUGGGCUACUAUGGGUGCUGCAUUGGCCUUUAAUAUCUCUGCUUGGGGGAUUGCUUUGGCUCAAAUGUUUUAUGUAUUUGGUUGGUGUAAGGAUGCUUGGACUGGCUUCUCUUGUUUGGCUUUCCAAGACCUUUGGCCUUUUUUUAAGCUGUCUUUUGCUUCUGCUGUCAUGAUUUGCUUGGAGAUUUGGUACUUCAUGAGUAUUAUUAUUCUUACUGGACACCUUCAAGAUCCUGUUCUUGCUGUGGGUUCCCUAUCUAUUUGCAUGAAUGUAAAUGGAUGGGAAGGCAUGAUGUUCAUAGGAAUCAAUGCAGCUAUAGGGGUUCGAGUCUCAAAUGAGCUCGGAUCAGGGCAUCCAAGGGCAGCCAAGUACUCGGUUUUUGUGACCGUGGCUCAGUCGCUUUGCAUAGGUCUAGUUUUUAUGUUCAGUGUGAUGCUCACAAGGAACCAUUUUGCUGUAAUCUUUACAGAAAGUAAAGAAAUGCAAAGAGCUGUUGCUCAUUUAGCUUAUCUUCUGGGCAUUACUAUGGUUCUCAAUAGUGUCCAGCCAGUCAUAUCAGGUGUUGCUGUUGGAGGAGGGUGGCAGGCUUUAGUUGCAUACAUAAACCUGUUUUCUUACUAUGUUAUUGGAUUACCUCUCGGAUUUUUACUUGGUUACAAAACUUCUUUAGGUGUGGAGGGUAUUUGGAUUGGAAUGAUUUGUGGGACCAGUCUUCAAACAUUUAUCCUAGCCUACAUAGUUUACAAAACGAAUUGGAACAAAGAGGUAGAAGAAGCUUCAGAAAGAAUGAGAAUAUGGGGUGGACAAGUAGAAGAGUCAGUAUAUGAUGAAAGAAAGUCUCUUGCCUUGGUUAUAGUCCCCUCUGAAUCAUAUGUUGACUAA